Molecule: messenger RNA, 1718 nt
Organism: Neodiprion fabricii
Lineage: Eukaryota; Metazoa; Arthropoda; Insecta; Hymenoptera; Diprionidae
Exons: 6
Coding region: 371-1597 (408 amino acids)
Source: RefSeq, a predicted model, not a curated record
UGAGAAAUCCCUCGAUUGCCCAGCCGCUGGGCUGCACCUCUCGUAGAAGGCCUUUUCUUCAAUCUUGCGAGUCUGAUUACUUCGGGAAAUGAUAUAUCAUCGCGUUACAACGCUUCUAUGUAUGUAAUACUGCCGAAGGAGAGGGAAUGGAGAAAUGGGGGGGAAUGUUCACCUAGUUUGCGGAUCGUCUUCCGGGUUCGCGGGAGACCUUGAACGUCGCUGAAUCGCUUCGAGCGUGGGCAAAGUGAGCGAAGAGCCGUUUGACUGACUUUUGCAACGCGACAGGUGUUUUACAUUGAUUAUUCCGCAACUUAAUAUAAUUAAAUACGUAAUAUAUUUUAUGUCAGUUACUUUUUAUUGUUAAGGAAGUAUGAGUAACAUUUCCGGUACCGGGGUAUUUUUGAUGUUAGAACUUUUCGCAUCUACGUUCGCGUGGCCGAUUUUUGACUUUUGGCCUCUCACUCCAAGUCUACCUCUCAACACAUUUGAUCUCUAUGACGGCGGUGGUCGAGACGCACGUGUAUUGAAUUUUUUUCCUAUACCUGUCGAAGAGGAAUGUUUGUCCGAAGACAAGCGCAGGGUCGGCAUCUGCAUGAACACCUACGAGUGUCGCAUUCAGCAGGGAAAAUCCCAUGGCCCAUGUGCCCUUGGUUUUGGGGUUUGCUGUAUUUUUACAACAAGCUGUGGCGAAGAGGUUCAAAAUAAUUUAACCUACGUCACGAGCCCGGGAUUCCCGAACUUGAUUAACCAGUCAAUGAACUGUUCGUUGACCGUUAAAAAGAUAGAUCCUCAAGUCAGCCAGCUACGGAUCGAUUUUUUACACUUUAAUAUCGGCCAGCCCAAUCGGAGAACCGGUAUCUGUGACGCAGACAUAAUGGAGAUCCGCACCGGCAUCGGAAGCCUGAAUCUCUGCGGUUGGAACAGCGGUCAACACAUUUACGUCGACGUCGACGAUGGUCCGAUAACGUUGAACUUCCGGCUACCAUCUUCGUUGGAGUCAAGGAUGUGGGAGAUGCGGAUCACGCAGGUCGGUUUCGAGCAAAGGGCUCCCGCCGGAUGUCUCCAGUACUACGUUACUCCCAGAGGGACGUUACGCACCCUAAACUACCUACCUAACGGGCGGUACCUGGCUAGCCAAGAUCAUCUUCUGUGUGUCCGUCAGGAGCGAGGCAUGUGCAGCAUUUCCUAUGCUCCCUGCGCAACGGACUCUUUCCGCAUCGGUCCUCCCCGAUCAACCGGACCUGCAUCAAAUAUGGGGGGACUGGAGGGUCAGGUGGCGCAAGGCGAAGGCUCCGGAACUGGUGCUCCCGUUUUUGAAAGCGCAUCGCGAUGCAGAGAUCGCGUAUUGAUUCCUUGCGACUUCGAAGAAUUCAUCACGCCUGGUAACGACGGUGCCGGUAUUUGUGAUCUGGAACACUGUGGUAAUUCGUUGUGCAACCAGAGCGAGUUGGACGACGAGGGAAACUGUCGAGUGGAAACAUCAGCGACACCAUUUCACAUUCGAGUAGCUUUUGGUCCCGGCGAGGACAACGGUCUCUCAUCCGAAAACAACGUGGGCAUGUGUCUAAGUUACGAGCAGCUGCCAUGUGGCCCUUGAUUAACCGAAUGAAGUCUGAAGAGAUGCACAUCGCAACGUGUGGGGGCAUCGAAAUUCGACGCUAUUGACUGAUAAUCGCGUAAUUUCUAUGUAUAAAUAAAAAUAUUUAUUUAUUAAUUAA